Colletotrichum higginsianum IMI 349063 is the source of this 216-nucleotide messenger RNA. RefSeq lists its product as uncharacterized. Lineage: Eukaryota; Fungi; Ascomycota; Sordariomycetes; Glomerellales; Glomerellaceae. Bases 1 to 216 code for a protein of 71 amino acids. The record is from RefSeq and is a predicted model, not a curated record. The transcript has 2 exons.
AUGGCGAGGGGGGGGAACGAGAGCGAGGUCUUCAUUAACGGCCCACUGCCGAAAAGGGGGACGGACUCCGGGCCCAGGCUGACGGGCCUGGAGCAGGGCCUCUGCAAGCAGGGGACUGCCUGCUUCAUAAGGCUAUUCACCCGGACAAGGUUUGGUCGGAUCAAGGAGGUCAGAGGCCAACUUGUUAGCGCCAAGCCUGAUGAAGAAACAGGUUGA